Molecule: messenger RNA, 303 nt
Organism: Aspergillus ibericus CBS 121593
Lineage: Eukaryota; Fungi; Ascomycota; Eurotiomycetes; Eurotiales; Aspergillaceae
Exons: 3
Coding region: 1-303 (100 amino acids)
Source: RefSeq, a predicted model, not a curated record
AUGGGUGAGCCUCAGUACAACCAGUCAACCGUCGACAUCGACCACAUUGCUGGCGGAAUCCCAAGUCUGUCUGAGUUGGCGCGUGCUACUGGGGCGGACCUUAUCCUACUAGGCUCUCGCGCAUACUACCUCCACUCCAUCCUCCACGACUGGCCGGACGACGUCUGCCAUCAGAUCCUCGCCCCGCUCAAAGCAGCCAUGGUGCCAGGAAUCAGUCGGUUAUUGACCGAAGCAGGUUUUCGCGUGGUGAAGAUCUGGACCGCGGAUCGGUGGUCGGAGAGUUUGAUUGAGUAUGUGGUGUAG